AUGUUUUUUUCCGUUGAUGCCAGAAUUGACCACGCUCAUUGGAACACGGCCGAUACACUGAACGCGUAUCCUGUCCCAGCAAAUGCGACUGUGAAAACACACCCUGGCUGGAAUGAUAAUAUCACUACCUGGAUCUCGCUUCCAGUUGAUAACUGGAAUGGCCGGUUCAUAGGCAUGGGCGGUGGCGGCUAG
Penicillium brevicompactum is the source of this 192-nucleotide messenger RNA. RefSeq lists its product as uncharacterized. The record is from RefSeq and is a predicted model, not a curated record. Lineage: Eukaryota; Fungi; Ascomycota; Eurotiomycetes; Eurotiales; Aspergillaceae. The coding region runs from base 1 to 192 and encodes 63 amino acids. The transcript is spliced from 2 exons.